AUGACUAUUCAACAACAGACCUUUGACACUACCAAUUCAACAAAAGCACAAGUCAUUGAUUUGGAACCAAUCAUCACAAGUAGUAUUAGCAUUCCAUUGAAUUCAUUCUUUAUGCUUUUGUUGAUUGGUUUGAUAUUGUUUAUAGUUUUCUUUUUAAUGAUGAGGAGUGUUAGGGAGAGUAUGAAGAGAAAUCAACAUGUCAUGAUUGGGAGUGUUAUUUUAUUGUGUCUAGUUCAGGUUUCGUCUUUGGUGUGUAGGACUUUGUAUGAUUCAUUGAAUUUGUCAAUGGUUACUCAAAUUCAUUCGUAUGUCUAUUCGAAUUUCAAUGAAAGUGUGAUUGUGGAGAGGGGAUUUGAUGUUACCUAUAUGUAUAAUAAUAGUUUCCUUUCGAAUAUUGAACAAGCUGGAAUUUCACAAGGAAGAUAUGUUGCAAUGCAUGUUUUUGGAGCUUUGGAAUUGUUUUGUGCAUUGAUGAAUUGUGUAGUCAUGAUGUUGAUAAUGUGUUUUGUGGAUAAUGUAUUUUUAAAUACUGUUCGAAUAACGAGUGGAUUGAUUUAUUCGAAAGGUGUUCAGAGAGCUACCAUAAUUGUAAAUACUAUAACAAUUCUAUUCUCCAUUACUUUGAGUAUGAUUAUUGCAUUGACUUGCAUUAUUCUAAUCUUGAAUCGUUUGGAUAUUGUUGAGGAGUAUCAGAAUUAUUUUUUCAUUGCUGGAUAUAUAGUAUUUGUCUCUCAAAUUUUGAUUCAAACAAUAGUUUCCAAUUUGUCAGCAGCUUCACUUUUGAAAAUUAUUACAAAAACAGCUUCCAAUGAAAAUAGAAAGAAAUCAAGAAAACCAAUUAUUAAGGUGAUUAUUCUUGAAAUAUUUCUCGUUCUCUGUGCAUUGCUCCAAAUAGUUUCAAUGGCUUUUGCUAUUGCUCUAUUUGAUUGGGUUUAUUUGACAUUAUUCUAUUCGAUUUUUAAUAAUGUGGGGAUUAUUCUUUUUGCAUGUGUUGCCAUUGCAUUGUAUCAUCCUAUUUUUACAGAUACAACUAAGGUACUGUCAGAUCUCAAUAAGAAUGUUGCAAAUGAAUUCAGUAACAAACAGUCUUCCAAGCAUUCAUCUCAGCUUAAUUCCAAACAUUCUUCUAAAAAGUCCAAUAAGAAUCAAUCCAUUCAUCAAGCUCCAGAGGUUUCAAUUGUUUCAGAAGAAUCGAUCAAGAUAUAA
Messenger RNA from Naegleria gruberi, 1206 nucleotides. RefSeq lists its product as uncharacterized. Lineage: Eukaryota; Heterolobosea; Eutetramitea; Acrasida; Naegleriidae. The transcript has 2 exons. The record is from RefSeq and is a predicted model, not a curated record. Bases 1 to 1206 code for a protein of 401 amino acids.